AUGGCGGGCAACAUCACCGGCGCUCCGGCCCACGCCCAGUCCUCUUUACCCUCACUGCCCGCACAUCUUCAAUCCGAUACUCAUCUCACAGCACAUCUCGCCAGUCGUUUCCAUGUCGGCUUACCAACGGCACGCCUCUCGUCCCAGGCAUUGAUCUCGCUGAAUACAUACACUUCGGCAUCCAAGGGUCCGGAUGGCGCAAAGGAAGGGAGUGCCGCGGGAGAGGCCGACGAUCUCGCGCGUCGGGCUUUCACUCGGCUGGGAGCGCGCGCGGAGAACCAGGCGGUGGUGUUCUUAGGAGAGAGUGGAUCUGGUAAAACCACCAUUCGCUCACACCUGCUAUCAUCUUUCCUGUCGUUCUCAUCAACUCCACUCUCCUCUAAACUCUCAUAUGCCGCUUUCGUUUUCGAUACCCUUACUACCACCAAGUCCGUGACCACUCCGACUGCUUCCAAGGCCGGUCUGUUCCUCGAAUUGCAGUACGAUGGCUCCUCCUCCCUGAACCCCACCUUGAUCGGUGGUAAGAUCAUCGAUUACCGAUUGGAGCGUAGCCGUCUCUCUUCCGUGCCCACUGGUGAACGCAGCUUCCACGUACUCUACUACCUUCUGGCUGACGAGGGUGGUGGCUUGUCCUCUGGAACGAUUAACCAUAAGCGAUGGCGCUAUCUCGGCCACCCCACCCAAUUAAAGGUUGGUGUCAAUGACGGGGAGGGUUUCCAGCAUUUCAAGACCGCCCUGCGUAAGCUUGAGUUCUCCCGUGGCGAGAUUGCCGAAAUCUGCCAGGUCCUGGCCACUAUCCUUCACAUUGGACAGCUGGACUUUACAUCUGGACAGUUCACUACCACGGGUGCCGAGGAGAGCGGUGGCUACUCCCACGAGGGGGGUGUAGGAUCCCUAGAGAAUAGCCUUGGCUAUAAGACCAAGACCAUCCACCGCGAGCGCGUCACAGUCAUGCUGGAUGCCAAGGGUGCUAGAGAAAAUGCUGAUGCUUUCGCCCGCACUCUUUACUCGCUUCUGGUCACUUGGGUGAUCGAGAAUUUGAACCAGAAGAUCUGCGCUGCCGAGGAUAGCGUUGCCAACACUAUUUCCAUCGUCGACUUCCCAGGAUUCGCUCAAUCCUCAGCGACUGGCUCGACACUGGAUCAGCUGCUGAGCAAUGUAGCAACUGAAUCUCUCUAUAACUACUGUUUGCAGUCCUUCUUCGACCGCAAGGCCGAUGUUCUUGACCGCGAGGAGAUUUCAGUCGCUGCGACAUCUUAUUUCGACAACGUUGAUACUGUUCGCGGGCUUUUGAAGCAUGGCAACGGUCUUUUGAGCAUCCUGGACGACCAGACGCGCCGUGGGCGAUCCGACGCCCAAUUCCUUGAAAGUGUCCACAAAAGAUUUGACGGUAAGAACCCAGCCAUCUCAGUCGAUUCCGCUGGCGCGACCAGCACUGGCUAUGUUUCGCAGGCCCGCUCAGCAUUCACCAUCAAGCAUUUCGCUGGUGAGGUAGACUACUCUGUCCAUGGCCUGAUCGAAGAGAACGGAGAAGUUGUAUCAGGCGAUUUGAUGAACUUAAUGAAAUCCACCCAGAGUGACUUUGUUCGUGAUCUUUUCGGCCAAGAGGCAUUGCAGACAAUUUCCCAUCCGCAGGAGAAGACUGCCAUUAUGCAGGCACAAGUCUCUUCGAAGCCCAUGCGCAUGCCCAGCAUGGCAAGACGCAAGUUUGACCAGCAAGCACGCCUUGCUGCUUCCCGUGCCGAUAGCGAAGAGGCAGAAGAUCACGAUAGCCAGCCAGCCAGCUCUAAGCGCGGCGCAGGGACUAGAAAGAGUGGUAUGAUGGGUCCUGCGCAGGGCGCAGCUGGCCAGUUCCUGUCCGGCCUCGACAUUCUUAACAAGUGUUUGAGUGCACCAAACCUGAAUCCUUACUUUGUCAUCUGUCUCAAGCCCAAUGACCGGCGUAUCGCAAACCAAUUUGACAGCAAAUGUGUGCGUAUGCAAGUUCAAACUUUUGGCAUCGCCGAGAUCAGUCAACGUUUGAGAAAUGCCGACUUCAGUGUCUUCCUUCCAUUCGCAGAGUUCCUGGGUCUAGCAGAGAUUGGAAAUGUUGUGGUCGGUAGCGACAAGGAAAAGUCCGAGGUGGUGUUGGACGAGCGACGGUGGCCCGGCAACGAGGCUCGUGUGGGAAGCACAGGUGUAUUCUUGAGCGAGCGGUGUUGGGCAGAUCUGGCCAAAGUUGGCGAGCGUGUAGUCCCAUCCUACGGACUCCUCGGUUCCGAGGAGGGCGAAGUCCACGCCAGCGGCAACCCGGAUGCCAAGGUUCGUCUGCUAAACCCGGCUAGGUACUUUGGUAGCCGUGAGCUGGAUGGACGCUCUGAUGCCGGUGCUUCUGCAUUCAACUCGGGUGACAUGUUCCGAAACUUCGAAACAAAAGAGCAGAUGCUGGAGAAAAAUAAUGAAAAGAAAAUGGAGGAGGUUGAUGAGAUCCCAGUUUCCGGCUCUCGCAAACGCUGGAUGGCACUGGUCUAUCUAUUGACUUGGUUCAUCCCAGACUUCCUCAUCAAAUUCGUUGGUCGCAUGAAACGAAAGGACGUCCGGGUGGCCUGGCGUGAAAAGCUUGCAAUCAACAUGAUUAUUUGGUUUUCUUGUGGUGUCGCCAUUUUCAUGAUCGUUGCCUUCCCCGGAUUGGUCUGUCCGACUCAGGAUGUGUACUCGAAAGGAGAACUCUCCACGCACAACGGAAAGAAUGGACAAAACGAAUUUAUCGCUAUUCGUGGUGUUGUCUUCCGUCUAGACGAUUUCGCGCCUACUCAUUACCCCGAUAUCGUUCCGCAGAAGGCGCUCAAGGCGUACGCUGGAACUGACGCGACCAACCUCUUUCCUGUCCAGGUUUCGGCUCUAUGCCAGGGUGUCGACGGAACUGUCAACCCUGCUGUCCCUCUAGAUUACCGUUCAAAUUUGAAUACCUCUGCGGAGACCACAAGUUCAACGAGUUUCGAUAUCAACGCCAAAUACCACGACUUCCGUUACUGGACAGGGGACUACCGACCGGACUGGUUCUACGAGCAGAUGGUCAUGAUGCGUGCCAAUUACAAAAAAGGCUACAUCGGCUACACUCCCGACUACAUCAAGACGUUGGCGUCAGACGGUGACAAUAUUGUUAGUAUCAAUGGGAAGGUCUACGAUAUGAGUUACUAUAUCGCUGGACCCCGUGUGGCACGUGAGCCCGCCGACAAAAACGUUUCCACCAGCAGCAUCAAUACGGACUACAUGAGUCCUCUCUUGGUUCAGCUCUUCCAACAAAAGUCUGGCUCCGACGUCACUGAUCUCUUCAACAAUCUCGGCUUAACCACGGAGGUGCGCGAUCGGAUGCAGCUGUGUCUUGACAACUUGUUCUUUGUUGGUCAUGUCGAUACGCGUAAUUCUGUUCGCUGUCAGUUUGCUCGGUACUUCAUUCUUGCCAUCUCGAUCGUGCUUUGCACUAUCAUCACCUUCAAAUUUGUGGCUGCCUUGCAAUUUGGAAAGAAGAACCUACCUGAAAACCUGGACAAGUUCAUAAUUUGCCAAGUGCCUGCAUACACCGAGGAUGAAGACUCGCUGCGUCGUGCCAUAGACUCCAUGGCUCGUAUGCGUUACGACGACAAGCGCAAGCUUCUGGUGGUGAUUUGUGACGGUAUGAUUAUCGGUCAGGGCAACGAUCGACCGACACCUCGCAUUGUUCUGGAUAUUUUGGGUGUACCCGAGUCUGUCGAUCCUGAACCACUCAGCUUUGAAAGUUUGGGUGAGGGUAUGAAGCAGCACAAUAUGGCCAAGGUCUACUCGGGUCUCUAUGAGGUCCAGGGUCAUAUCGUCCCCUACUUGGUUGUGGUCAAGGUUGGUAAGCCCUCUGAGGUGUCUCGCCCGGGUAACCGUGGUAAGCGUGACUCCCAGAUGGUCCUCAUGCGUUUCCUUAACCGUGUCCACUACAACUUGCCCAUGAGCCCCAUGGAACUUGAAAUGCACCACCAGAUUCGAAACAUCAUUGGUGUCAAUCCCACCUUCUACGAGUACAUCUUGCAAGUGGACGCCGAUACUGUGGUUGCGCCAGAUGCUGGCACACGAUUUGUCUCCUCUUUCCUCUCUGAUACUCGUCUCAUCGGUGUUUGUGGAGAGACGGCUCUGUCCAACGCGAAGACGUCCAUGGUUACAAUGAUUCAGGUUUACGAGUACUACAUUUCUCACAACCUGACGAAGGCGUUCGAAAGUCUGUUCGGUUCCGUCACUUGUUUGCCCGGUUGUUUCAGUAUGUACCGCAUCCGCUCAGCAGAGACCGGCAAGCCGCUCUUCGUCAGCAAGGAAAUCGUUGAUGCCUACUCGGAGAUUCGCGUGGAUACGCUACAUAUGAAGAAUCUGCUUCACCUCGGUGAGGAUCGUUACCUGACAACGCUACUUCUCAAGCACCACCCCAAAUUCAAGACCAAGUACAUCUUCCGAGCCCAUGCUUGGACUGUGGCACCAGAGAGUUUCGCCGUUUUCCUGUCCCAGCGUCGCCGAUGGAUUAACUCCACAGUUCACAAUCUCAUGGAACUCAUUCCGUUGCAACAGCUGUGCGGUUUCUGCUGCUUCAGUAUGCGUUUCGUCGUCUUCGUUGAUCUUCUCAGUACCGUCAUCCAGCCCGUCACCGUCGCCUACAUCGUCUACUUGAUCUACUGGAUUAUCACGGACACAGGAAACCUUCCCUGGAUCUCAUUCGUCCUUCUUGGUGUCGUCUACGGUCUUCAAGCAUUUAUUUUCAUCAUUCGACGCAAGUGGGAGAUGAUUGGUUGGAUGCUGAUCUAUAUGGGAGCUAUUCCCGUCUUCUCACUUGCCCUGCCCCUCUACUCUUUCUGGAACAUGGACGACUUCUCCUGGGGUAACACUCGUGUCAUCACCGGAGAAAAGGGCCGCAAGGUUGUCAUCUCCGACGAAGGUAAAUUUGACCCUGCCUCCAUCCCCAAGAAGCGCUGGGAGGAAUACCAGAACGAGCUUUGGGGAGCUGAAACCUCGCGCGACGACCGCUCCGAGGUCUCGGGUUACUCCUACGGCACCAACAUGGGUCCAUUCCAACACCAGCAAUAUCAAUACCCCUACGCCAAUUCUCGCACGGGCUCCCGCCCUGCUUCCCAGCUGGAUCUACCUCUCCUCAACUCGGGCUCGCGACUUUCGGUUGCACCGUCUGAGAUGAUGAGCCGCCACAUGGACAUGGAUAUGAGUAUGGAAGACUUGAGCCACCUGCCCCCGGAUGAUUCCAUCCUGAACGAAAUCCGCGAGAUCCUCCGCACGGCCGACUUGAUGACCGUGACGAAGAAGAGCAUCAAGCAAGAGCUCGAGAGACGCUUUGGCGUCAACCUAGACCUCAAGCGGCCUUAUAUCAAUUCUGCUACCGAGGCCGUUCUUUCGGGACUGCUUUAA
Molecule: messenger RNA, 5412 nt
Organism: Penicillium maclennaniae
Lineage: Eukaryota; Fungi; Ascomycota; Eurotiomycetes; Eurotiales; Aspergillaceae
Gene: chsE
Product: chitin synthase class Va
Exons: 7
Coding region: 1-5412 (1803 amino acids)
Cellular component (GO): cell periphery; myosin complex; cell septum
Molecular function (GO): chitin synthase activity; cytoskeletal motor activity; ATP binding
Source: RefSeq, a predicted model, not a curated record